CUGGGGGUGAAUGGAAUGGAAGAAGAGUUCUUGUUUUGUAUGUCAGUUUCUGUCUUUUUAUAUAUAUUUCGAUUAAAUUCAACCGAACAACGCGAAGAUUCUCGCUAAUAGCCCAUUAAAAAACUUUAGGCCGGUAAAAGGAGUAAUUUCAUCCGCGGGAUAGGAUUUUGGUGGCGAAAUGCCCGGCUGUUUGUAGAUAUAUAUUUAAAUAAUUGGUGAGUGUGUGUGUAAGUGUAUGAAGAUCGGUGUUUGACUGCUGGAAGAGUGUGUACAAGGCUCCACCCCCCCACCUCUGCCAGUUGGAUGGUGUUCAAGACGGCAGACGCUGGGAAGGCAGCCGUAUUGGGUUUGGGAAAGAAAGGAUCGAUAAUGGAGCUGCAAAAUUUACAGGAAGCACUUAAAGUGGAAAUCCAGAUCCAUCAGAAACUCGUCACCCAGAUGAAGCAAGAUCCACAGAAUGCUGAUUUGAAGCUGCAGCUCCGUGACCUGCAGGCCAAGAUCACAGCUCUGAGUGAGCGGCAGAAAAAGGUAGUGGAGCAGUUAAGGAGAGAUCUGCUGGUGAAACAGGACGAUAUGAAGCUGCAGACACAGACGCUACAAGCCGAUGGGCAAACAUCUACUCAUCUGCUCAUUACACAGACACAGACAUCGCUGCCUGCUGCCAGCCUCACCACUCCACAGAACUCUGUGGGUCCUAUGAUUGCUUCAAAGACUCUACCUCUGGUGCUGAGAGCUGCCACACCCAACUCACCUAUCAUUAUGACACCAGCACCCACUAUCACAGUGGUUACAACCCUUGGCAACACUCUCCUGGCAAGCCCUUCCAGUGCAGAUCCUCAAAACGCCCCAGUAAACCUCCAACCGGUUAUCCAAUCAACCAAUCAGGGAAUAGAGCCACUGCGAGUCAUGUCCAAAAGCACCGUUGUUGUUCAAGCAGCCUCACAACCAAUCAAAGUUCCUCAGUUUGUCCCUCCCACCAGACAGACAACCCGGCCAGCCACUCUACUGCAGGUCAGGCCAAAACCUCCCUCUUCAAUAUCCCAAGCUGCUCCAGGUCAGGUCUCUAUGCAGACCUUACAGUCACCAGUGAAACUGAGCACUGCCCUUCCUUCCUCCGGUCACGUCCAGCAGAUGCGUAUUCUCAACGGCCUACCUUGCCACAACAGCUGUAACACAGGCAUCCUGAUUGCUUCAUCUACACACACGCAACAACCUGCUCAGACACACACACAGCAGUUAAUUCACAACAGCUCAGGCUCUGACAACACGAUACCCAUAGUGGAAUAUGGGACAGAGCCAAAGACUUCAUUGCUCAUCUCGCCAGACACACCGACACACAGUUCACCUCCACAAUCCUUGGAUACACCAUCUUCACCUGCACCCACCAACACACACACGCCUUCCCCCAAACAUCAGGAUAACCCUCUGAAACUGGCCUUCAUGCUUUCCUUGGGACUGGUCACGCGUGACUAUUUAGAAGAAAUUCAGAGCAGGCGUCAGGAGCGCAAGAGACGGACAACUGCAAAUCCCAUAUAUAGCGGGGCCACGUUUGAACCAGAGAGGAAAAGGAGCUCAAUGUCAUAUCUGAGUUCAAUAAACCAGUCUAGCAGAAAUACAGCCAAUGAGGACAGCUUGUCAGAGAUACUGCAAAAGGAAGAUGAUAUUGAGUGGCCAGGGACACUUGCCAUUGUCCAUUCCUACAUCUCUUAUAAAGCAGCUAAAGAGGGAGAAAAAGAUCGUCUGGUGAGGUGGAGCACAGAGCUGCGUCAGGAGAGAGAGACACUGGAACACAGAGCAGGACAGCUCAGCAACUCUAUAACGAGUUGUAUGGAUGGCAAAAACAGCGUACUGUCCCGACAGAAAGAGAUGGAGACCUCGCUGGAGAAAAUUAGAGGGUUGGUACGUCUUAUCAGAGGGAUCCAGUUGCCUCCUCUCUCCUACCCAGAGUUCAUCUCUCCUGUGGGCAUGGCUAACGGAGAUACGUACCAAAAUGGAGCUUCCAAACCCAGCAGCUCCGGCACAGACACAAACAAUAACACAAAUAAUGCGACAAGCUCCUGCGAAACUACGGUGAUAAUUAGCACUCUUACAAGUUUAAGCGAUACCGUAAACCAAAAUGCUACAAAUAAUAACACGGUUCAGACCGAUACGACAAACACAAGUGGCAGUGAGGGAACUGACGACAGCGCACAAAUAAAAAGCGUGCCCAGAAUCAAAAGUGAACCCACAAACAGCACAGCUUUCAGCAAUAACAGCAGCAACCAGGGGGUUCCCAGUACCAACGGAACGGUGUGUGCAGAAGAGGAAAAUCUAAAAAAACAUAAAAACAACAGUGACCUCAGCGUCAUCCCACAAGCCCUCCUCGGCCCAAUCGUACCCCUUACGGAAGUGACGGAGGGGGUGAAAUAGCAUCAAAUCCUGCACCGCAUUUGGGGCCUAAAGUGUGCCAGUUAACAGUAUUGUUUGUGUUUUUGUUUCAUCUCUUGUAUCUAUGAGGGAAAGAAAAUCCAUAGUGCCAUUUACUACAUACAGGAAGGAGGUUCCUAAAGUACCAGCAAUGUGUAUGCUCACGUAUGCACACCGAAAAGAUUUCUACAAAGAAUAAUGCUAUAGAAAAGAGUAAUAAAAUUUUAAGAUAUCACACCGUUGUGUGCCUGAUAAAGUUGCCAUAGCACCUCUGAGUGGGAAAGCUUCUGAAGAAAGGGGUGAAGGUCUCAUUCCUGUAUCCCUCUGGAAUAGUGCAGCUUCCUAUCAGGUCCUGUAGCUCUGAUCUAAGACAUAAGAUAUGAAGUAUUGAGGCGUUCUCUGUCUGUUUUGUCUGUGAAAUGCAGCCGAGGUGCAGUUGUUUCAUCUAGUUUUGAGUUGUUGUAUCUAAGGCUCCAGACCAGAACAUGGAGCACAAAAUAUGUUAUCACAUAUAAAGGUCUUCCAGACGUUCUGCUGGAGAUUUAACCAGAAUUAUCAUUUUUAUUUCUAUAUUAGUGUUUUUUAAACAUUUCUGUAAAUACAUUUUGGUAUUUUUACACAUUUUUUCGUCAUAAAAUAUCCUUAAGUUCUGUUUUGCCAAAUAAUUGAUGCCACAGGGAACUGUUAUUUUAUGUUACUCGGAACAUUCAAUAGAUAUUUAUAAGUAGUAGAAUAGUAUUUGUAGUGUCAGUCCUGAAUUGUCUGUGAGGUACCAAUUCUGAUCAUGCCUUAUCUUCUGAACAGAUGUGAUUUAAUGAGAGCGCAGUUUUAUCUCAGUCACUGAUCAUUUUUAACAGAAGGGCAUGAUUUGAGACAUACUGAUCUCUCUCGCUCCAUUAAAACUCUGUCUUCAUAUCCACGUCCUACCAUGGUGUAGCAGGGGUCUCAUGCCUUGUCCAAUAACUUGGAUUCCUUAAAGCUAUAAAAAUAUAUUUUUGGCGUACGCACAUGCAGUCAAAAGUGUCCCAUAAAACCAGUGUGCCGGUAACGUUAUGCUUAUUGGCCAGUUUAAGGGCUUCUGUUCUGUAUCAUCGUCACCUUACUAGGUGUUUUAUAAACCUGUCUAAAAGCACAACACAGCAGGCGUACGUUUAAUGCUUAGUGUCACUGUUUUACCAUGGUGUCCCGGGGGUUGUUAUCACAAUAAUUUAACAUCUGGUUGCAUUACUUGACUCGUAUGCCCCUUUACCACUGUUUAUUUCAAACAGUGCACGUGAUCAAGCACAGAGGAAAAUCGACAGACUGAUUCCAACAUACGGCCAACUGAGAUACAAUGUCGGGAAAGUUUAAACACUGUAUCCUGUGCCAAAAUGACACUUUCAUAGUGUUUAAGAAAGCACAAGAAAAAAGAAACACGGUGGUGUCAAACACACAGGGGAUGCAUUGCUGUUGAUAAUAGACAGAAAUCUCUACACAGUGAUUCAAUCUUACUUUCAGGUUUGUGAGUGUUUAUGUUUUCAGUGCUGAACAAGCAGUUCUGGCCUACAGUAGCCUCUGUGUAUUGGUUGCCUUAUAGAUAUGUUAGGCUGUUUUAUUGUAGUGUUGUCAGUGUGUUAGAGUCAGUUGUCAGCACAAGGAGUGAGAUUUUCACUAUUAUGAAACAGAAGUGUCGGAUCAUUCUGGUUGUGGACAUACUGAGCUGUUAGUGAGGACUGUGCCUGCGCUGCCUAGAGCGAAUCUAAUCACUACACAUAACAACUCUUAAGUGCUUACAUCGUAAAACACAACACGAAUUGCUUGUAUAUUUAUUCACUUUUUUUAAAAGACUGUAAAAAGUGUCUGCCCCUCUUUUUACAUCACAUCUGAGCUUUCAAAGAUACAAUAUUUCAACAAAAUCACACAUUAUAAUAGUACAAAUAUUUUAUCAUAACUGCAAAAAUUCCAAAGUGACAUCCAGAGAAACAUGCAUUAUGAACGAAAAGGGUCUCCCUUACGUAAAUGCUCAUUGGAUGUGACAUUUGCAAAUGUCAUACGGCUAAGAUGCCUAAGGCCAGAUGUGGCUAAUAGGACGCAGUGGUUCUGUGACAAAUAGAAAGGAAUCUACUGUGUCUCCAGAUUUGUGUGAUUUCCAAAUGAGAAUUUUGUAAAAACCUGAUCUCCUCAGAUAUUAAUGUUUACUGAGAGCUCAGGCGUUUGUUCAUGUUCUCGAGAUGACAAUUCACAUUCUUACACCUCAUGCUGUUACCUCAUUCAGGUUGAUGAAACCCUUAAGUAAAAUCAAGGAUGGAUUAUUGCAACAGAAAAUAUCACUGCUUAAUCUAAUGUCCUAAACUAUAAAUUAAAAACACAACUUACAUUUAUUUGUUGUAUAAAAAGUGUCUAGAUUCUUUCAUAAUAGUUUUUAAAAAAGGAUGUGUAUUGCUCUUUCGUUUCAUUUACUUUUAUACCAUUUUGUAUGUUUUGUUUGUUAAUCUUGUGUGUUGCCUGAUGUCUGUUUACCUUUUUUUCAUAGUCCAUUUGUAAGUUAUUUGAAUAUAUAACUUCAUGAUUUUGUUCUGUUGAGAAAGCUGGAGAGUAUUACUGGAGCAUUUGAUCAAUUUGUAUUUAUUUAUUUUUAUCAUUUUUGCUAAAUAAAAUUGUAAAUUUAA
Molecule: messenger RNA, 5054 nt
Organism: Paramisgurnus dabryanus
Lineage: Eukaryota; Metazoa; Chordata; Actinopteri; Cypriniformes; Cobitidae
Gene: phf21aa
Product: PHD finger protein 21Aa
Biological process (GO): negative regulation of transcription by RNA polymerase II
Cellular component (GO): histone deacetylase complex
Molecular function (GO): chromatin binding
Source: RefSeq, a predicted model, not a curated record